CUCCAUUAUUGGUCACACAUAUUAACGCGAGGUCCAGUUAAUGUCGGAUAACAUCAUUGUCCCCGACCAAACCGAUGUGCCAGAAGGAAUGAAAUAACUAAAUAGCAGGAAACCACAGAUAUAGAACAAAACAACUUGUAGGCAUCACACAAGACACAGAGAUAGAUGUAAAUUGUAGUCUAAAUACAAAUUGCGCAUUAUAAUAAUAUAACGCUUCCUUACGAUACUACUAAAAAUGCCAUCAAGAACGACAUUAACACCUAUCGAAAAAUCAAAUUAAAGAAAGUAAUGCGUUCUUUUUUCGAUUUUUAAAAUGGAUAACACAACAGUGGCAGUUGGAACGUUCUUGAAUUCAGUUCCGUCAGAAUUACAGAUACACAGUGAUAUAAAAGCAGUUCUUCUGAUUCCAGUUGUUGUUGUCUGUGCUUUGUGUAUGGUAGUUGGAGUAAUCGGUAGUUCAUUGGUGUGCUUUAUUUGUGGAUUACGACUGCGUAAAAAUGUGACCAAUACUUUUGUUCUGGCAUUAGCUUCCGUGGACCUCGUGAGUUGUGUCGUCUGCAUACCAUUGGAGAUCCUAGAACUUCGUUUGCCGUAUAUGUUCGAUUUUCCUGUUUUGUGCAAAAUUCUUAGGACACUCAGAUCAGUGACCACCAUCACUUCCGGUCUUAUUCUCGUUGCCAUCGCGAUUGAACGUUACAAUCGUAUCUGUAAACCCCUGAACAAACAUAUUCAUGUUUCGCAAGCAAACAGGGCGUGCAUUGCCGUUCUUAUAUGUGGCAUAAUCUGUUCAUGCCCCGCUGCUGUUCUUUUCGGAAAACAAAAAAUCGAUUUGGGAAUCGAUGAAGUGGGCGUGGAAUGUUCCAUGGAUGAUCAGCUCUUGGAAACAUUUUAUCCGUCCGCAUAUUACAUUUUCCUGUUUUUGUUAUAUUUUUCUACGUCACUGGCUUUGUGCAUUCUGUAUUCGUUAAUAGCUGCGAAAAUAUGGAAACGUCGAAAAGUACUGACGAAUGUUCGAAACCGAUCGCCUUCUAUCCCAGAGAGUGUCAUCUGCGACACAAAAUCCGUCAGUUCCGGUGAUUACACGUCACACGCAAAAAUUGUUGAACAAGUAGCCAUGAAUAUCCAGAAAGGAAAAUUUGCAACAUUAACGCGUUCUCCGUCGACUUUAAAACGACGCCGCGUCUACAGCCGAAAACGUACCACGUGCAUUAUGUUCUUUAUGACGUUGACAUUUAUUGUGAGUUGCCUCCCUUACAUACUCAUUUCGAUCUGUCGAACGAUUAUCGAAAGCUUUGAAUCGAAUUUAACAAAUACCGAAGCAGUCUUUUUUGAACUCGGUCUCAAAACUUACAUAAUUAGCAGUGCUGUUAAUCCGUAUAUUUAUGGAUUUUCAAACGGACAGUUCAAGCAGGAAUGCUAUAAACUAAUUAUUGGUGUUUUUUGCAAAACUAAAUCCAUAACUCGUCAGAAUACGACCAAUAAUAAUAGUGCUAAAAUGGCCGUGAGAAUAAACACGGGGGAGAGUGAAGCCUAACGCUUUGACAUAUGUGAAUUGUGUAUAUUUUGUAUAUAUUUUGAUGGAAAUAUUAUAAUUGUUGUACAUGGAAUAUAUAAAUACAUACAAUGUAUGUACCCACGGUUGAACGACAAAUUGUUUCGAUUCCGUGUGAAAGGUUAACGACUCAUCGUGCACACAGAACUUAUGGAGGGCCACAUUGGACAUCAUAGGACAUCUUGUACGGUAAUUUAAUCUUGGGAAAACAGAAAGGUAAUACUGAGUAUUUUAAUGCAAACAAUAUGUUCAUACAAGCUUAAAUGCCAAUGUUCGAAAAUUUCGCCUCGAGUGAAAUCAGUUUUUGCGCGAUUUGUUUUGUUUAGAAAUUAUGGAGGGACACAGUGGACACUAUGAAGGAUAAUUCAAUGUUUGAAGAACAGAAAGUUAAAACUUAGUACUUUAAUGCAAACCAUAUUUUCAUCCUCAGUGUUCGAACAUUUCGUCUCAAGUGACGUCAUUUUUUUUUUGUGUGUGUGUGUGAAUUUUCUUUACAACAAUGUGAAUGUUUCAGUUCACGAGGGAUUGCACGAUCGCACGAUAUUGAAAUGCAUCCUCUAUUGUAAAUAGUGUAAUUAGACUUUUAUCUUUCCAAUUCCUUUCUUCUGUCGUUCUUUUCUCUAUCCUCUUAAUCUUUCUUUCAAUCUUAGAAGCUUCUCUUUACUUUUUUUUUUUUUAUCAAAACUUGUUAUUCUCAAAAUGACUAUAACACAUGACGAAAUAUAAAUUUUAAA
Patella vulgata (common limpet) is the source of this 2286-nucleotide messenger RNA. RefSeq names its product orexin receptor type 2. Gene Ontology annotation, cellular component: membrane. Bases 314 to 1534 code for a protein of 406 amino acids. The transcript is spliced from 4 exons. The record is from RefSeq and is a predicted model, not a curated record. Gene Ontology annotation, biological process: neuropeptide signaling pathway. NCBI's taxonomy places the organism in Eukaryota, Metazoa, Mollusca, Gastropoda, Patellidae. Gene Ontology annotation, molecular function: neuropeptide receptor activity.